Messenger RNA from Tripterygium wilfordii, 1415 nucleotides. Its product is annotated as fructose-1,6-bisphosphatase, cytosolic. The record is from RefSeq and is a predicted model, not a curated record. The transcript is spliced from 12 exons. Gene Ontology annotation, cellular component: cytoplasm; cytosol. Gene Ontology annotation, molecular function: fructose 1,6-bisphosphate 1-phosphatase activity. The coding region runs from base 171 to 1202 and encodes 343 amino acids. Lineage: Eukaryota; Viridiplantae; Streptophyta; Magnoliopsida; Celastrales; Celastraceae. Gene Ontology annotation, biological process: fructose metabolic process; gluconeogenesis; fructose 6-phosphate metabolic process.
UCAUCGCUAAUCCCCACCGACCACAAUCCAAUUUGGCAUGCAUAUCCCGGAAACAUGCCUUAAAUGCUUAUUUGAUGUUCCUUCCUUCAGCGCGAGACCAACAAGCAAACCAUCAAAGCUUUUCGAAGAACGAUUUCUGGGUUUCGUAGUAGUAGUGGUCGUCGUUCACAAUGGAUCAUGCAAGCGAGGCUUUCCGGACUGAUCUGAUGACAAUCACUCGUUUCGUCCUCAACGAGCAGUCUAAGUUUCCCGAGUCACGCGGUGACUUAACUAUCUUGCUCAAUCACAUUGUUCUCGGCUGCAAAUUCGUCUGCAAUGCUGUCAGCAAGGCAGGUCUUGCUAAACUGAUUGGGCUAGCCGGGGAGACUAAUGUUCAGGGUGAAGAGCAGAAGAAAUUGGAUGUGCUUUCAAAUGAAGUUUUCAUUAAGGCUUUGGUCAGCAGUGGACGCACGUGCAUACUUGUCUCUGAGGAAGAUGAAGAAGCUACUUUUGUGGAGGUAUCGAAGCGAGGAAGAUACAUUGUUGUUUUUGACCCAUUGGAUGGAUCCUCAAACAUUGACUGUGGUGUUUCCAUUGGAACUAUAUUCGGGAUUUACACGGUGAAAAACACUGACAAUCCAACUUUGGAGGAUGUGUUGAAACCUGGGAGCCAUAUGACAGCUGCUGGGUAUUGCAUGUAUGGAAGUUCUUGCACGCUGGUUUUUAGUACUGGAAGUGGUGUCAAUGGCUUCACUCUUGAUCCAUCGCUUGGGGAAUUCAUAUUAACCCAUCCUGACAUCAAGAUUCCAAAGAAAGGAAAGAUUUAUUCAGUAAAUGAAGGAAAUGCCAAAAACUGGGAUGAACCAACCGCUAAGUACGUGGAAAAUUGUAAAUUUCCAAAAGAUGGUUCAUCGUCGAAGUCCCUUAGGUACAUUGGAAGCAUGGUUGCUGAUGUUCACCGGACAUUGCUUUAUGGUGGUAUCUUUUUAUAUCCUGCUGAUAAAAAGAGCCCAAAUGGCAAGCUACGUGUUCUGUAUGAAGUCUUCCCAAUGUCAUACUUGAUGGAGCAAGCAGGAGGUCAAGCAUUUACCGGCAAGCAAAGGGCACUGGACCUGGUCCCACAGAAGAUACAUGAACGUUCACCUGUAUUCCUUGGUAGCUAUGAUGAUGUAGAGGAAAUUAAGGCACUCUAUGCUGCUGCUGCCGAGACAAAAGCCGCAUGAACCUGUGGAUCUCAAAAUAACCAUAAAUGUUCAUUAAUGCAUUGUUUGAUUAGUGAUUUCUUCAAAUUGGCUAUAGUUUCCUGUAUUUGAUCAAUACAGUCACCGGAGAAAACUUCUGGUCUAUCCUCAAAAGCAAACCAGAAGAAAACUACCAAUGGUUUAGGUGUAUUAACUCUGGAUAAUUAAAUAAUACUGCCCUGUAUCAAUUUCUUA